AUGGUUCGAAUUUCAUGGUGCCUGACGCGUGGACUGCUGACCCUGGCUCUCGUGCGAUGCUGCUGUGGCAAGGGCGGAACUGGAUCUAGUGGCAGGGGAACCUCGAGUACAGGUGGCGGUGCCCGCGUCGUAGCUUCCAGGACGACCUAUUCCUCCACCACCGGCUACGUGGCAGCUGCCAUGAUUCUAUCCGGUUCGCGGCGGCGCUGGGGAACAUAUGGCCACGGUAAUGCUGCUGGAUCUGGAGAUAGUGUUUGCACCCUGCUGACUGAGGAUGAGAUGAACGACACUUGCUCAAACCUCAUGGAGAACGAGACCAACUGUUUCGAUUGCAUGGCUUGUGAGGUGGAAGAGUGCGUGGGAAACAUCACGAACUGUGAUGAGUACCUGGCUACUGUCUACAAGGAAUGUUGCGUUGAGAACUGCGAUGCCAUUGCAGUUGGCGCAGGCUUUGUGGAGUUGAACGGCGUGGAUAUCAUGGUGCACGUGAACGACUGCAAACCUGAGGAUGUUGAACUCUUCACAGGAGGGCAGCCGCAAGUGGGCGACACUGUAAGCUUCGAGAUUGAACCGCGCAAGGACAACCCCGAGCAUAUGCAAGCCAAACGAGUGAUCGGCGGUACAGAUGAGCGCUGCUGCAAUACCAAGGGCAAAGGCCAAGUUACUCCAGUUCAAGGCACUGGGCAAUUCUCUGGCGUCGUCAAAGCCUUCAAUGCGAAAGGCUUUGGCUGGAUCGAAUUCCCUGACGGCUCACGGACCUGGGUAGAGCUGCGCGACUGCGUGGGCUCAAGGCCUGUCACAGGCGACCGGGUGCAGUUCGACUUGCAAGCGACGGGGCAGCCAGGAAGGGCACUACAAGCGGUGAAUGUCACUGGAGGCACUGCACCGUUGGAUCUGAAAGAUGCGGUUCUCAGUCGCGACAUGGCCAAAGCCAAAGCCGUAGCAGCCACAGCGGCCGCAGCAGCCAAAGAUACCAAAGCUGUGGGACAGCAAUUGACGCUGAAGAAGAAUGCCCAGGGACAUUUGGUCGGCUGUGUCCUUCAGCUGCAGUGGGGGGCGCGAUAUCCCGGUGUGUUCUCGCUGCCAAAGAAGCGGCAUAUCAGACAUCGUGGCAACAACCACCAUCACCAGCGCAGCAGUGGACCCAAUGCAGCUGCAAAGACAGCUGGCCAAACGACCCGGUUGGGAGCGCGUAAAACCUACGAAGUAAAGCCGACACGGCCCACAGCGCGACGCUACACCAUGCUCGCUCAGCAGAAUGGACGCAAGAGGCAACAGGGCAACACAAUUCUGGCCCCAUGCCUCAGACGUCGCACCUCUGUCGCCAGCCCAGCACGCAAUGCAGUGCGCAGCCGCACGAUUUCAACCGCACGGCCCAGCAUUGCAGAACUGAAGACGGUGGUGGUGAACCUGCAACGUCGCCAUGACCGUAUGGAAGGUUGCCGGCAGCGCUUGCUGAGUGUUUGCCCACAGCUGCCUUUCGAACGCUUCGACGCCACGGCGGAAAUCCCUUUGGAAGAGGUCACAACUUCUUGGAAUACGGCACGGAACGUGGAGUUUCAGAAGCAGCGAGCGAUUAGGAAGGGAUGGAAUGAUUUGGAGACCUACCAGGUUCGGCAGCUGGACCUGUCCCCAGGGGAACGUGGCUGUGCUUCCAGCCACAUCCGCGCCUGGCGUUAUUGCGUGGAGCAAGCCAAAGGCACCGAUCAGCCCCUCUUGGUGCUGGAAGAUGAUGCCGCUCCCACUGCCGAGUUUUGCGAGGUUUUAGAGCAAGCCCUUGCGACCUUGCCGGAUGACGCGGAUCUUUUGUACCUGGGCUAUUCUCAGGCAGCCGACUGGCGCCGCGAAGUCUCCCGACAUGUCGUGGAGUCCCACUAUGUGUGGACGACAGUGGCCUACAUUGUCUGGCCCUUGGGGGCAAGGAAGAUGUUGUCCAAGCUGCCGGUCAAUGAACCCGUGGACAAUUGGAUGGCGGGCAUGUGUGCUGAAAAUGAUAUCAAGGCAUACUGCGUUCGCCCGAAGAUUGUGCUUCAAGCAGAUGCUUGGAACGUGAAUUCUGACGUGGCGCAUUCAGAUGAGCACUACUGGGGGCCCAACUCCGACAUUCAGCAUUCGGACGCGCUCUACUGGGGUCCAGGGCAUCCGGAAGCUGGUGGAGACCCGGCAGGUGGUCUCCUAUGGGACUUGGACGACUUGGACGACUUGGACGACUCCGACUCCGAGGACUUGUAA
Messenger RNA from Cladocopium goreaui, 2232 nucleotides. The record is from the annotation of a GenBank genome assembly. Lineage: Eukaryota; Dinophyceae; Suessiales; Symbiodiniaceae.